This is a messenger RNA of Plasmodium vinckei vinckei, 1125 nucleotides long. RefSeq names its product DNA/RNA-binding protein Alba 4, putative. Gene Ontology annotation, molecular function: nucleic acid binding. The record is from RefSeq and is a predicted model, not a curated record. The coding region runs from base 1 to 1125 and encodes 374 amino acids. Lineage: Eukaryota; Apicomplexa; Aconoidasida; Haemosporida; Plasmodiidae. The transcript has 2 exons.
AUGGAGAAUAAUAAGAAAAACAAUCAAAAACAAAACAGUAUAGAUGAAACUGAAUUCCCUAAUUCAAAAGUAUUAUUAGUAUCAGUAAAAAGGACUAGAAGAUUUUUAGAAAGAACUGCAAGGGAAUUGUUAGCAGGAGGCACAAGAUAUAUUAUACUUAGUGGAUUAGGAGAUGCUUUACCACUUUGCGUACAAUUACAAGCCUCAUUACAAUCUAAAAAUGCUGCUACUGUUGUUAAAAUAGAAACAUCUUAUAGUUAUUUUAAUACUAAUUAUUCAUAUACACCUGGAUUAAAAAUAUAUAUGGAAAAACAUCCAGAAUUUAAAGGAUCUCGAAUAUCACCAGGAUAUGUCAGUUUUUGUGAUAAACCUGAUAAAUUUACUCCAAUUUUUGAUGAAUCACCAAAUGAAUAUAUGUGCUCAGUCAAUGCAGGAGACAAUAAUUUACAUGUAGGAGGAGAAGGUAUUAACGCCGCCUUUUCCGAAUUAUUAUCUUCACAUGGACAUGAAAUUGAUAAAUACGAAUCACUAUUUAAAGAAUUAUUAGCCAAGGCUGCUAAGGAAAACGCCGAUAAACCAGAUGACGAAGUUAAGUCUGUUUUAUAUGAAAGUGUUGAAAAAAAAUAUCCCGAUGUAAAAUUAGCAUUAUGCAGAGUUAGAAACAGUCUUAAAAAAGGAAGCGAUAAUACAACAGGAUCCGUUUUUAUUGUUACAUUCAAAAAAAAAUUCCCCCAUAAAAAAGAGAAAAAUAUGGGUAUGGUUUAUGUUGUAGGACCCAAGGGAAAAAAUUUCAGUGGCGUCGAAGAUUUCUUAGAUGCUGUACAUGAAACAGCAGAAAACUUAAUGACUGCAUUAUGUGAUUAUAAUGGAUUAGUAAAAAGAGAAGAAAUUAAACAUGUAAGAAUGAAUACAUGCAGAAUAUGCUUAUUCUCAGGACAAGCAUUUAAACAUAGCAGCGCAUCUAAAUUAGAUGUUGCAAAAUCUAUUUUAAAUGGUCUUGCUGUUGGAUAUAGACAUGGCCCAUCACCUAGAUUAAAUUUCGCAUAUGAUGAAAAUGUCUUUAAAGAUGCAUGGAUAGAAACAACCGGACUUCAAAUUUUUAAUCAUAAUGAAAAAGAACAAUAA